Venturia canescens is the source of this 10259-nucleotide messenger RNA. It is a transcript of the gene Sema2a, whose product is annotated as Semaphorin 2a. Bases 2183 to 4444 code for a protein of 753 amino acids. Gene Ontology annotation, biological process: neural crest cell migration; positive regulation of cell migration; negative regulation of axon extension involved in axon guidance. Gene Ontology annotation, molecular function: semaphorin receptor binding; chemorepellent activity. The record is from RefSeq and is a predicted model, not a curated record. The transcript is spliced from 11 exons. NCBI's taxonomy places the organism in Eukaryota, Metazoa, Arthropoda, Insecta, Hymenoptera, Ichneumonidae.
UUGUCAAGGGAGGUUCGCAAGCGACUCUCUUCCCGUACGAUUCACGUAAUCACGCCAAAACCAACGUGUCACGUCUCAAUCGCCGAUGCAAAAUCAUUAAUGAAUGAAUGCAUCGUGGAAAAUGCGCUUUAUGGAUCGCCGCAUGAAGAUUAUCGUUUGAUGAAAUUCUUUGCGAAAAACGUGACAAGGACUACGAAAACGUGACGAAAGUGAAAUUCAGUGGAAAGACACUUGAGUGCGAACGGACGAGACGGAAAAAUCGAGAGCUUUGAUUCCUAAUAGUUUUUUUUUUUCGUAACGAGUUACAAUUGAGACAAAAAUAAACUUUUACAAGUGAUUUGAUUAAAAAAUAUAUUUUCAAUGUAGAAUUUCAUGAUGCUAUCAGCAAUGAGAUGAAAAUGAAAUUAAGAAGCAAGAAAAAAACAGCAACUUGAAGUAGAUAAAAGAAAUGAGACUAAAAAAACUUUAUGAUUAUUGAUAAAUUCUCAUUUAUUUAUUGCAAAAUUAUUAAAUUACUGGCACGGUCAUUCGAAGGGUUGGUAUCUAACAAUAAAAAAUAUAAAAUUGAAUGUUAAAGUAAAUUUAAAUAUAAAAUAAGGAAUCCAGAACUUCGAAGAUCUUUGAUAUUUGAAGUUCUUCGUUUUGAAAAUGUCAAAGGGAUAAAUUGGAGUCCUCAACGGCCACGGAUUCCCGAGAGCGUGUUGAGCUUUUGUUUAUACAAAGUCAGAUGUGACGCCUGGAAAAAGUUCGUUUAGUUUUUUGUUUGUUCAUUCUCAUACGUGGCUCGAAAUUUUAGUUUCUUCGAGCUGGGAAAAUAAAAAUUCGUAGCAAAUAUUGUACCAGCAAUCUCAUUCGCUGAGAUUUCCCGCUGUGUUCCUCGAACUCGUGAGGUUAGUCACACUUUCGUAAACUCGGAAGCGUCUACGAAUACGCCACGAGGAGAUUGGAGCAUCGACGGAAAUGUUGUACGAUCCAUGCCGUCAUAACAAUACACAGUGAAAUAUCUUCAUUCCGCUUAUCGCUGUUGAUAACGCAUCGUUACACGGCGGAGCGUGAUAAACCCUCGGGCAACGAUGAUUGCAUUGCAGCUCCUGUGGACACGGUGAAAGUUCUCAAAGUGCAACACAACAUUGAUCGUCACGCAGCAGAAACGAAUUUAUCGUUAAAAAACAUUGACUAAACAAGCAUUAAAACAAAAAAAUUGCAAAUACCAUUAAAAUCAUUAACUUACCAUUCACACCUGCGAAUGAGAAAAUAAUGAUUCUGCGAACGGUCUCGAAUCGAUUUGAAUAAACGAUUGAAGCCUCGUGGCACGAUUGCAAAUAAAGAAAAAUCAUUCGUCGAAAUCGAGCUCAUUCUAAAAACAUAAUAAUUGGCAAAAAAGUAGCAUUUUUCACCUGCUCCAAAAAAUAAUAAUUCUACACAGGCCAACCUCGAUUCGCCUUUCUCAAGGCGUACAGUACCUGCGGAGAGAAGUCUCGAGUUCCCAAGGUGCUGAAGGAAUUCCUUUGUCCUCGAAGCUGAAGAAGGAGACUCGAGGAAGAGGAGAAGAGAGAAAGAGAGAGAGAGAGAGAAAGAGAGUAGAUGAAGAACUACAGAAACGAGGAAGGGGAAGCACGCGGUGCAAACCGAUGGUGAAAGCGUGAGAGGGACGAAGAUAGAGAGAAAGAUCUGUGGCUCUUUUUUCCGGAGAAAGAGAAAGAGGAAGGGAAAAAGAGGCUGGAACUACCGUGACUCGUGGCUGGUCGGAGUAGUUUUACCUGAGCCACGUAUACGUGAGCGUGAACCGCCGGGUUUGUUGAGAGAAGGCGAGAGAGAGCUUCGUUCGGGAUCGUGGUGAAUGUUCGUCCGUGCAAGACCAGCAAAAGCCGCCAUAACUGAAACUCGGAGGCAACAAACCAAGACGGCUGUACCGAGGGGCUCCGUUUCAAGGCCAAAUGUAAUUCGGACCGAUAGCCGAGGAUCGAAAAAUCCAAAUAUUCUCUCGAGUUUCUCGUUCACAUAGAAACAGAAGAAAUGACGUUCUGACGCGCAACCUUCCUGGCCCUGAGCGCGAACGAGUAUUUUUUUCCCCUCUUUCUCGAGCAGCUCAGUGAAAAACAGUGAUUUUCAGUUUAUUUUUAGUUUUUGUGGAGUUUCCUGUGCUACUGGAUCAACCUUUGUGUGUUCGGAGUACAAGCUCAUGUGCGGGUAUUUCAAUAAUAAACGGGAUAAUAGUGAAUCGCAGAGUGAGAAAAUGCAGCAACGACGCUUCAUCUCCUCUGACGGUAUGGCGUUGUUGAGGGCAGCUGUACUUGCAGCUGUUCUGGGCCAGAUUCUCGGCUAUGCCGGGGCGAACAGGCCUCCCGGGACCCAUCCGGGACACGCUUACUUCGAGCAGCCUUGCUGCGGACAUUCACAUCUUAGGCAUCAUAAAGAACAUGUGCGGGAAUUCAGCUGUGGGAUGCUGUACUACAGGACCCUUUAUCUCGAUAGCAAAAGAGACGCCCUUUACGUCGGAGCAAUGGACAAAGUCUUCAGGCUUAAUCUGAGCAACAUCAGCCACUCAAAUUGCAAGACGGAUGCACUGAACCUCGAGCCCAAUAACGUGGCGAAUUGCGUCUCCAAGGGAAAAUCUGAGCACUUCGACUGUCGCAAUCAUAUCAGAGUGAUCCAACCAAUGGGCGAUGGCAAUCGACUCUACAUGUGCGGUACCAACGCCCAUUCUCCCAAGGACUGGGUUAUCUAUAGCAAUUUGACACACUUGCCGAGACACGAGUUCGUGCCAGGAGUUGGAAUGGGAAUAGCAAAGUGUCCUUAUGAUCCCGCUGACAAUUCAACUGCUGUCUGGGUCGAGAAAGGCAAUCCUGGCGAUUUGCCGGCUCUUUAUUCUGGCACAAACGCUGAGUUCACGAAAGCGGAUACAGUCAUAUUUCGCACGGAUCUUUAUAAUCUGACCAUUGGACGUAAAGCCUACAGCUUCAAGAGGACCCUCAAGUAUGACUCCAAGUGGUUGGACAAACCAAACUUCGUCGGCUCUUUUGACAUCGGACCCCACGUAUUUUUCUUCUUCCGAGAAACCGCUGUUGAAUAUAUCAAUUGUGGUAAAAGCGUUUACUCCCGAGUUGCGAGAGUGUGCAAAAAGGACACCGGUGGCAAGAACAUCUUGUCGCAGAAUUGGGCAACGUAUCUGAAGGCGCGAUUGAACUGCUCGAUACCUGGAGAGUUCCCGUUCUACUUCAACGAAAUACAGAGUAUUUACAAAGUGCCAGGGGACGACACCCACUUCUACGGGACAUUCACAACCUCAACAAACGGUUUGAUGGGUUCGGCCAUUUGUUCGUUCCAUAUUGACGCGAUACAGGAAGCCUUCCGUGGAAAAUUCAAGGAGCAGGCAACGAGCAGCAGCGCGUGGCUGCCAGUACUAUCGAACAAAGUGCCGGAGCCGAGACCGGGACAGUGCGUCAACGACACGGAAACCCUUCCAGACACUGUGCUCAACUUUAUAAGAUCCCAUCCGUUGAUGGACUCAGCAAUAUCCCACGAAAACGAGAAACCCGUUUUCUACAAACGGGAUAUCAUGCUAACCAGACUGGUCGUUGACAAACUUCGCAUAGACUUUGUUGGAAUGGAUCUCGACUAUACGGUGUACUACGCCGGAUCGAGUGAUGGCAGAGUACAUAAGGUGGUCCAAUGGCUCGACAACAACGGCGAAUCUCAAUCAAUUCUAUUGGACGUUUUCGACGUGACGCCCGGUGAACCGAUACAGGCGAUGGAGAUAUCCAAGGAGCAUAAAGAACUGUACGUCGCAUCCGAUCAUCGAAUUAAGCAGAUUGAUCUCGUUAUGUGCUCCAGACGCUACGACAAUUGCCUGCGAUGCGUCCACGAUCCUUAUUGCGGAUGGGACAAAGAUACGAACACGUGCAAACCUUACGCUCCUGGACUCCUUCAAGACGUGUCGAACAGCACAGCAGACGUUUGCGACAGUAGCGUAGGUAAACGAAAGCUCGUCGUGACGUGGGGACAGUCGGUUCAUCUCGGCUGCUUCGUCAAAAUGCCCGAGGUCCUUGCCAAUCAGGAAGUCAGAUGGUACCAUUACAGCAAGGAAAAGGGGCGCUAUCAAAUAGCGUACAGGUACGGAGCCGGGGGCGACAAGUUCAUCGAAACAUCUGAAAAGGGUCUCGUCAUUGUCGGUGUAAAUGAACAGGACGCUGGCAGAUACGAUUGCUGGUUGGGAGGAGCUCUUUUGUGCUCUUACAAUAUCACCGUCGAUGCUCACAGAUGCUCAGCACCUGCCAAGUCCAAAGAUUAUCAAAAGAUUUACUCGGAUUGGUGCCACGAAUUCGAGAAGUACAAGUCGGCCAUGAAGAGCUGGGAACGAAAACAAGCUCAAUGCGCCUCGAGACAAAACGACAGCAACCAAAACGUCCACACGAACGAAGUGUACGGUACACCAUUGGUGUGAUGGAGUCGCGCUCUUGACCCUCAUUCGAGUAGAGAUUACGAGACGAUGAUCCGCAUAAGCGUUCUACCGAGAAACAAUUCGCCCUCUCAUGGAAUAUUAACCAGCCUCCGGAUCAUCGUUUUGUUCCUGUUCACGAGCCGCUACCUCCACUACUAAGACUGGAUAUCGUUGUCCAUUGAGUGAACGUGAAAUCGUUUGAUCGCGUGCUGCUAACGCGAAAAAAUAAACAAUUUCGAAUGAAAACCCCUAAUAUCCUCUGGCGGAAGAAAACAAAUCUAAAAGAAAAAACUAACAGUGCCACCGUGACUCUCACCGUCCCUUCGUGCGAAUUAUUGUCAUCGAUAUCACGAAAUAAUGUGCUCGGGAGCUCGUUCCACACUCGUCAAAAGUGGAGGUAAACGAAAUAACCGCGAAUAUUCGUGCGUGGGUUUCACUUAUUCUUUCGCAAUCGUUAACUACUCUCGCUGUGUGUAUCGUGAAAGAUCGUGUGAAUGAGUUGAGCGAAUUUUCCAAAACAGAUUGCGACUUUUCGUCGCUCUUCACCGAUCUGCGAAUGAAAUGUGUUGAAACGAGGUACAUAAGUUAUAAGAUUGACGUCAUAAGGCGGUAGCACUAUUAAUUUGAUUGAAACUUCAUGGACGAUCGAAUUAACAGUGGUAUUAAUGAGAUUUUGUGAGGCCUCCAUCGUUAAAAGGACCAAAAUAGCCAGCAAAAUUGACACUCCAAGUAACGCGUUGUUGCGAAACAGAAAAAAAAAUGAAAGAGACGAACAAGACACGCGAAUAGGAAGAAAAAAGGGAUAAAAAGAGCGUGUGCAAUUGCCAAGAUAGAAUGGGCGUCAAAAAAGUAUUGUCUGUUUUCUCAGACCUGUGAUAUGGAUAAAAGAGGAUUGACGGGGUAGGGCUAUGGCUAAACGACUUGAGGUGGAUUGUGCUCCAUUCACGAUCACGUCCCGCCGGAACUGAGAGUAUUCCCAGACCGGAAAUUGGACGGGUGGUCUCCGCCCCCCACGAUGUACCUCCUCCAAAGGCAGAAAACAAUCACGAGAAUUUUUGGAAAGAGGGGAAUUUAUAUAGGUCCGAUGGUGAGAAACGGUAGUCGCGAAAAUUCUUCAGAUCUUCAAGUUCCAAAUAUUUUCGUAAAAUUGUGCAAGGGCGAUAUUUCGAGAAUGAAAAAAAAAACAUAAAAAUAACAAAAAAAAAACAAGAUGAAAGAAAAAAGAAACAGAAAAAAUAUGGGACAAAGAUAUGAGAUUUCCUGCGAAGAAUUAGUUCGCGAAACUCCCGGUUAUAACCUGACGAUAUAUGCCGCUAAAUGCACAUAUAUGCAGAUGUGCAUAUAGACAAGUGCUUUUUGCUCCAAACAAAUAUAUAUCUAUAGACAUGGAUAUAUACAUGAAUAACACGGAGUGUGAGCUCCGUAAGUUACAUUAUGAGAUUAUUCGACGACUCUGCUGUAAUAUGUCUGUCUGCGUAUGUUGCGAACACAUCUUUAUUAGAGAGUAUUCCAUGGAGAAAAGCAUUUUUUUCUGUAAUACUCUUAUUACGACACGAGUCUUCACAUUCAUCGUUUCUAUUUUAUUUUAUUUUUUUUUGUUCUAACGCCAUUUGUUUCGUCCUCUAUUAUCUCGCUUCGACAACUUAUACGGUCGAUCUUCAAGCUUAAUUCAUUAUUGUUUAUUUAAUAUGAUUUUUUUUUUAAUUUCUGACGAGAACCCGAUAAAUUUACUAUAUCAUUUGUCCCUGUCAUGGAGCUUUUUGUCCAUCGUUUUGUUUUAAGUUUAUUCUGUAUCGGUUAGCUACUUAAUUUUUAUCAUUAGUUCGAACCCUCCGGUCAUUUUGAAUAAACGAAAACUUUUCUACUAGGGUAACCACCGCGUUUGCGACGUUGCGCAUUCGUCGGUUUCAAUGAAUCGAUGCUGCAAGCAACCUCGAGUAGAACCUAAGACUUUAAGAUCCUUCAUGUAAUUCUAAAGAACAUUGACACCACGUUUUUUUUUUCAAAUAAAAAUAUAUGGCAUAGAGGCUUUUGGCAUUCUCUGAAGAACUUUAGUUCCUACGAAUCUCAUUGACGAGCAUUCCUCCAGAGCCCGGAGCACUCGUUCACUCAAGGUAGGUGAUCUGCGGGGUUCAAAUUCGUUUUUUUUUCUUCAUUUGUCUUUUUAUGUGUUUCUUCCAUUGUAAUGAAUUCCGGUUGUUCUACUGGUUAUUUGAACGCAGGCAAAACGAAACUGCUGAUUUAGUGAGUCAAAUUAUUUCCUUCGUUGUUUCCAUUAAAUUUUGCUUCCACGAACUCCUGCAUGCGAAGACACGAAGACACAAAGACGUGAAUAUAAAAAAUUCGCGUUAUCUGGUUGAUAAUCCAUUGUAAAUAUUAGGCAUAAUCGUCAUCACGUAAAGUGUUGAAUUUUUCAUAGAUCUAAUCCUGUACUGCAGAAAUAAUAGAUUUUCGCUCAUUCAUUUUUACCAUAAAUGGAAGAAAAGAGUUUCGAGAUUGUUGGCGGUUAGAAGAGAAAGUUUAAGAGAAACGUCGAGUCCAUAAACCACGAACGAAUGGGAACGUUCAAUCGAUGAAAAUGGCAAAUCGCAAUCGAUCGAGACGCCCACGGAGCGCUUGUUCCCAUCACUCCCCAAACAUUACCGUGCGCCAUUCUAAUUUUUGAAACCUUCUGCUAAAUUCCUGAAAAAUAAAGGACUAAAGGAGCAAAAAUUAGAUUGAAAAUUUGCGAGUAAAACGAGCAUAGAUAACACAUAAUCAAGAGAAAAAAAUAGAAUUUCUGAAUAAAGUAACGAAAAGAGAAUAUUAGUAGAGAUAAGCUGAGCUGAAGAAGAUAAUAGUUUUGUUUUUCGAUGCGGACGAGUGUGAACGUUGUUUGUACUAGAUUUUUUAACCAAUCCUCAACGCAACGAUUGAACUCGUCUCAAGAUCUCACAAUCGUAAUUCACAUAUAUAAAUAUAUUGACAAGAAUCUAUAUAUGUCUAUUGAUUUAAGAGUAAGAGGUCAUGACACCUUUCUGUGUACGGAUUUAUGUUUCCUGAGAAGGUGAAUAAAAACGAAGCGUAAAGAAAAAAAAAAAAAAGAAAUAUCAAAUGGAACGCGUGCUCGUUCAACUUUUGACUGGUACAUGGUAUUUAGAGUUCGAGCUUUUUAUAAAGAAUGUUCAGUCGUUGUGAGUCCAACUCCAUUUCCCAUCAUAUUGAUGAAUUUUUGUAAUUUCGUUUGGUUCAAGGUCGCAGCUAGAGAUUUCGAUGUGGCGAGCUCCCACCGCCUUUUUCUCGGGCAAUCGGAGGGUAUUUUUCUCCAGUUCGUAAUAGACUAAUGAAGAACAAAAAAUGCGAUUAAGAGAAGCGUUAUUUAUUCGUUCUGUACAAAAGAUUUUUAAAAAUGGGGGAAAAGGGAGAAGCAAAAACCGCUCGCACUUAGCACCGAGAAUUUAAUAAAAAGGGAGGGAGAAAAAACGAGAAAUGAGCACGGGUGGAGGGGGGUCGAGGAGAGGCCGGUUAGACGAUUUAAUUUUUUACUACGUUCCACACUGGAUUGAAUCCCAGAUGGAAAACGACCGGAUGAAAAAAACGAUGAAAAAUAAAACAACUUAAAAACGUGUGUACACGAGAAAAUGAAUCUUCUAGAGGUGAACAAGUUUAAAAAAUAAAAUACACUAGUGAGGAGAAGGAAAUCCUUCUGUAAGAUGUACUUGCUAUGAGCUUCAACAAGUAUUGGAUUAGUAUUACAUGAAACUAAUUGAUAAUAUUGAGGUUCCGGGGGACUAGCCUUACGGUUUGUUCUCAAAGGGCCCGAUAAAUGACGAAUAAACUGAAACAAUCGAAGUUUUUACAUCCAUCGCGAUUCGAAAUGUAUCUUUUCAUUUUUCGUUCUAUCUUUCAAUGUUGAAUUUCUUCGUCCUCGGAUUUUCACAGACGCGAUUAGUGAAACGAUAAUUUCUAGUUUCGAUCGUGAAUCUUCAAACAAUUAUUGAUCUGUGCAGAGACAAAAAAUCGCUGACACGAAGAAAACAAUUGCCGUGGGUUUUCGCAACCUAUGAAAACUUCGAUGGCACCGAAAAUCUGUGAAAAUCCGGAGGUCGCGAAUGUUUCUCAUAAAAAAUCAAUUUAUGGAUGAAAAAAUCACUAGGGCAACUAUUAUUUCGAGACUUUUGUACAACGAGAAGAAAACUAAGUGAGCGAUAACGAUGAAGGAGACGAGAAGAGGGAGGAUGAAAGACGAAGGCGAUUUUGAAUAACGGCUUCACACAUUUGAUAUACCAGCGAAUAAAAAACGCGUAUGUGUGAACGCUCGUGUACGUGUGCAUGUGUAUAUUGCUGGCCAAAGUUCCUGCACGUCGACCGCGCAGUUUCCACCCGAACAAGAAAGUAGAUACCUGAGUGGGAAAAUAAAAAUGGAAAAUUCACGAACAGCGUUUCGAAGUGGACAAAUAGCAAGUGAAAAUGGCUGUCUGGUUUUUGAAAAAUGGUCGAAUGUUCUUUUGACGGAAAAGAAAUCAAACGGGAAACGUGAAACUCCAACUCGAUUUAUGGGGAAAAUUCUGAAACUUUUUCUACUACAGUUUUUCGUGACAAAAAAAAAACAGUUUUGAAAAAUGAGGCGCAAAGAGAGAUUGAUGGGGUUGAAAAAAACUUUUUGAAUAACCACGACAAUUUCUUCUCAACUAUUUUUGAUUGAAGUGCCUAUCCGAUCGACGUUUCCUGAUUCUUUUCGUCAACUUAUGAAUAGGACUCAGAAACCAGAACUUCGAGAAUCAAAAUCUAGGAGAGGGAAAGCAUUGUUCAUGAAUUUUGAACGCAUUUUAUCUUUUCACGAAUUCUAGGCAAUUUUUUUCUCGUAUUUUGAUGAAAAAUCUUUUUCACGAAAAAUACGCGAAAGACAUCCGUUUUCGUUGUUUUCUGGUGUUUCACGAGUGUAUCUAAUGCUAGUCCGGAUUUAUGAGAUGAAUCAUAUGUACAUCUAAAAUAAACAAUUUUUAAUUGAAAUAAUUCUCACAGUUCGCGAGGUUUAUCAGUGAAUCAACGAAAGAAAUUAAACUGACCAUGAAUGGUGUUGGAAGAGAUUCGAUAGGUUUUCAAAUUCGGAUGAGCUCAAAAAAUGAACUACAAAAUUUCACUGCUUAGAUCUGCAUUUAACCACCGUUUUCAUUAUUUUUAAAUUCGUAUUUCGUUAAUAGCGAAGGCUGAAAAUUCCUGCCAAAAAAUGGCUGAACUUUCUCCCCGAAGACCGAGUCGAAGCCUCGAGUUGCCUUGUCAAAGUGCUUCCAGUGAAAAGUAAUUUGAUCAUUUCCCAAGAUCCAACAGCUAAUUUCACGAAAGUAAAAAAUCUCGAGAGAAUAUCAGUCUUGAAAAACGCGUUCCCGGGUAACAAAUUUGAUCGACGUGCCUAAGUUUUGGUCGGCAUUAUACGGCAGAAGAAGGUGGCUGAUAGAAGAAACGAGCGUUUAGUACUUAAAAUAAGAAAUAGUAAGGUAUAAAUGAUCUUUUGUCGAAGAUCGCGGGGCGAAAAUUCACUCCAAAUAUUAGCAAAAUGAAAAAGAGCAUCAAUACCGAAUUUCUCGAAUCGAAUUUCGCCUUGGUGAGCUCGGUAAAGUUGGCGGUUAUUACGGAAAGCAAUCUAAGACGAACGUAAUGUUGUUAGACAUAUUAUUUAUAAGAUUAUCAUGUAAUGUAUAUGUUAAUACGAUUUUUCAUUAAUUCUCAAGCAUAUGCUCGAUUUUUUGCCAGUAAGAUUGACACGGCGAAACUCUCUUUGGAUGCUAUCGCAAUAUUAAAGAAAAAGAUGAAAAAAAAAACGUAUAUUAAAAUUGAA